Molecule: messenger RNA, 2798 nt
Organism: Argentina anserina (silverweed cinquefoil)
Lineage: Eukaryota; Viridiplantae; Streptophyta; Magnoliopsida; Rosales; Rosaceae
Exons: 11
Coding region: 188-2566 (792 amino acids)
Biological process (GO): proteolysis
Molecular function (GO): cysteine-type peptidase activity
Source: RefSeq, a predicted model, not a curated record
AGGUGUGUUGGAGAAGAUUCGCACCAUCCAAAUAGUGAAAGGAUAAACCUAAUUUCAUACUGAGAUCCAGAUCAGGGAGUCUGGGUAUCUCUUUACCGGAGCAACUCGCCGAUCUUGUAUUCUGGUAUUCGGAGAGCGCGUAGAUUUCACCAGCGGAAGCUCGCGAUUUUCGUCCAACUGUGAAGGUAUGGCAGGGAAGAAAGGAUUAACGGAGAAGGCGACGGCUUUGCAGAAAGGAAAGCGAGGGCGUGAUGCGAUUGAGAAGGAAGACACUAUGUCAGCUGGAAAAUCUAGAUUGACUGGUCAGAAUGGUAUUAGCGGAAAGCAGGAAGGUUCCUGCCCUGUUGGCAAGAAGAUGAUCCCAUCGGCAGAUGGAUCAUCAUCCAAUUGCCAAAUGGAGAUGGAAGCAGCAAAUAAUGGUGGUCACAUUGAUGGCGCCAUAAUAUCAGCAUGCGAUCCAAAACAAUUCAAACGUGUUGUGAAGGCCCUGUCUAAGGAAAAGAUCAAUGUAAUUGUGGGGAUGGGGUUUGGACCUGUUGAUUCCUUUAGAUGCAGCAAGCUGAACAUGCCACUGUGCCGAAUGUUGAUUGAGAGGUUUGAUGUGUUGGAGCAAACAAUUAACAUACAUGGGCGGCACCUAUCAAUCACGGAGAAAGACUUCAAUCGGCUGAUGGGACUGAGUUGUCGUGGAAUGGAAGUAGAUCUUCAUUGCUCAGAUGUAGAUGAUGUUGUAGCCAAGUUAAAGACAAAGCUCCAUGUGGAAGAUGAUGAUAUAAGCGUUGAUAGGCUGAGGGAUAUUGUGUUGUCCUCACCUGAUGAGGGGGAAAUAUUUAUAGUGAGUUUUGCACUUUACGCACUCUCCAUAAUGUUCUGCCCAUCCCCAACAGGUCACGUAGAUCAACAGCUGCUAAUACCUUUGAGGCACCCACAGGAUAUUAGAAGGAAAAACUGGUCUAGGUUUGCCUAUAAGAAGCUGGUGGAGGGAGUGUUGUCUUAUCAAAGAAGCAAAGGUUCUCAUGUAGCUGGGUGCCUAGUUUUCCUGCAGCUAUUCUACCUAAGUGUACUUGGUGAAAGAACCCUGAUGAUUCCUAGGAUAGAAGGUCCUGUGAGGUCAUUUGGUCGAAAUGAGUGUAAUAGGAUCUACAAAUGGAUCGAAGGGCUCGGGGGAUUCUAUGCAACUGAAGGAAUAUGGGUUACAAAGAGACAUACAACGGUUAGAUCGACAACUAAUUCAGGUUCUCGGGAUUACAGCACCGGGUUGAAAACCAAUUUGGUCGAUGACGUUUCUGAUUUGAAAAGGAACAUGGCUGUGGUAAAAGAUGGGGUAGAGAGAUUGGAAUCAAUUGCGCGGCAGAUGGGUCCAGACGUUGCUUACAUGAGGAAGUCUUUGAUGGAAUUACAUUUUUCUGUUUUGGAGAAAUUUGGUGAAGGUAUGGAGGAUUUUGUUAGUGAUGUCGAGACGGCUGUCCGCUUACACUUUGAAAAGUCUAUAUCUGGAACGCCGGUGGGCUGGGAAAAUGAGACAUCACAUCCCGAAUGUAAUGAAGGGACUGAUACCUUACACAGAGACGGACUGCCUAAGACGAACAUAGAAGUGCCGCAGGAUCAUGUGAAACCUACACCUACAGAGUUAUGUAGUUUUGGUGGGAGUAAGUUUGGAAGCGUAGCCGAUCUAUCUCCGGAAGAUAAGGAUUUGAUGGCGUACCUAUUUAGCUUAAAGUCCCGCAGAGGCGAUAUUUUGGGAAGCAGCAAUGAAAUUGGAAGAUACAGUGGUUUCAGUGUUUCUAUCUGGGACCUCAAGUGCCUGUCUGCCAAAAAUUGUAUCAGCAGUGAGGUUAUAAACUUGAUGGGAGCGUAUUGCUUUGCUAAUACUGAUGACCUCUGGUUUUUGCCGACUUUUUUCUCCGAGCGUGCACAAGAAGCUGUACCGGAAACUCAUGUUGAAUCCCACAUAGCAUCCACCAUUGCCUUAUGCAAUCUACGAAAAUUACAUGGCCAGCUACAUGCUUGUAACAAGAUAUUUAUUCCCAUCAACGAUUCCACACUUGAGCAUUGGUACCUAGCCGUUCUGAACAUUGCAGAAGGUGGAUGUGAGAUAUGGGACAGCAUUCCGGACAUCUCAGUGCGGCAGCGACGAGAGGAAUCUGUUGUGGCCGUGAUUGUUCUCCUACAGCGGCUGUUUGCAAUGGAAUUGCAACAUUAUCCACUUCUUUCUUCAAAACUGGCCUCCUCUAGUAUCAUGUAUCCUGAAAUCAAUCCCACGCAGUCAAACCACAUGGACUCUGGUAUCUUCACAAUUCGGAAUAUGCAGCAUUACAGGGACUGCUGGCAUGAAGGGUUCAACUCUGGUGAUCAAAGGAUUAGGCUUGCACUUGAGAUUGUCAAUGACAAGUCCAACGAGUGCGCAGACAAUGUUCGGGAAUCUGUUAAAUGUUGGAAGAAGGGAUUUUGUUUUGCGCGUGCUGGACCAUCUAGAAGUGGAGAUGCAUCAUUUGGAGAUAAUUGCGACCCCGGUUUAGUCCCGAGCACUAUUAAGUUUAAGCCCCGCCUUCCGCGUCGUUCGUAGUUGCCGAUGCAGCUACUGAUUCCGAUCCCGGUUAAUAAUGUUAGGGAUGGGAGAAGGGAUUGCGAGAGAUGUGAAGGGCUCUAGUAUAAGUGUACUUGUGUCAAACCUAAUGUGUAUUUUCGUUUGUAAUUUAAAUCCGCAUAAAUCGGACAAUGACUUUGACAAUCUGCGCACUAUGCACAAUGAUUUCAAAAUGUAUGCAGUGUCGUGUUUAAAUGUUCAAUUUAUUUAC